GUGUUUGUUUUUUAUUUAAAAUACUUCACUCUAACAUUUUCUUUAGACCUCUAAGCACGUUGCACCAACACUUGUACCAUCCCAAUCCUCUUUAUUUUUACUGAUAGCCCUCAAUUCUGUUAUCUCUCCUCCUUAUUUAUUACUCCAUCACCACAAAAAUGAGUAUACCAUCCUAAAUUAGAAAGGAUUUUGCUUUUCGUAAAGAAUGAUCCUUACUACGUGCAAAACAACCCCAACACAACAUUCUCAUCCUCCAAAACCACCUUCACAUACUCCUCUUCCAAUUCCAAGUCAAACCCUCUCUCUAAAACAUACACCCCCCGCAAAAUACACACACCUCACCGUAUCAUCAUGGACAGCCACCAUUUCUCACCACUGUCGAAACGGCCAUUUACACGAAGCUGCUUCCGAAUUCACACGCAUGAGAGAAUCUGGAAUUGAACCAAACAACAUCACUCUCAUCACUCUCCUCUCUGCUUGCGCUCACCAACCCUCCAUUACUACCAUUACCUUUGGAGCUACGUUACACGCAUACGCUUUCAAACAUGGUUUUGCCGUUAACGAUAUAAAGGUGGGAACUGCGUUGAUCGACAUGUACGCUAAAUGUGGUCGUGCUGGUUCAGCUAGGUUGGUAUUCGAUCAAAUGGGUGUCAGAAAUUUGGUAUCUUGGAACACUAUGAUUGGUGGGUACAUGAAGAAUGGUGAAAUUGAAGAUGCACUGAAAUUGUUUGAUGAAAUGCCUAUGAAGAAUGCUGUUUCUUGGACUUCGAUUAUUGGUGGGUUUGUGAAGAGAGAUUGUCAUGAAGAAGCCGUUGAGUGUUUUAGAGAAAUGCAGCUUGAUGGUGUUGUACCUGAUUAUGUGACUGUUAUUGCUGUGAUUUCAGCGUGUGCUAACUUGGGUGCACUUGGUCUUGGUUUGUGGGUACAUAGAUUUGUGAUGAAGAAAGAGUUUAGAGAUAACGUUAAAGUUUCCAAUUCGUUGAUCGACAUGUAUGCACGAUGCGGGUGUAUAGGGUUUGCUCGUCAAGUUUUCGAUGGAAUGUCUCAGCGGAAUUUGGUGUCGUGGAAUUCGAUCAUUAUUGGUUUUGCUGUGAAUGGGCAUGCAGAUGAGGCUCUAAGUUUCUUUUAUUCAAUGAAAAAGGAAGGGUUCGAGCCUGAUGGAGUUAGUUACACGGGUGCCCUCACGGCGUGCAGUCAUGCUGGAUUGAUCGAUGAGGGACUGAAAAUCUUUGCUAACAUGAAGAAGGUUAGUAGAAAUUUGCCGAGGAUUGAGCAUUAUGGUUGCUUAGUGGAUCUUUAUAGUCGAGCAGGGAGGGUGAAGGAGGCAUGGCAUGUAAUCAAGAAAAUGCCAAUGAAGCCUAAUGAAGUGGUGUUGGGGUCAUUGCUUGCUGCUUGUAGGACUCAAGGGGACGUUAAAUUGGCUGAAAAAGUGAUGAAGUAUCUUGUUGAAUUGUAUCCUGAGGGAGAUUCCAAUUAUGUGCUUCUUUCUAACAUAUAUGCUGCGGUUGGAAAAUGGGAUGGUGCUAGCAAGGUUAGAAUGGCAAUGAAAGAACGUGGCUUGCAAAAGAAACUAGCAUUCAGUUCCAUUGAGAUUGAUUCCAGCAUUCAUAAAUUUGUGUCUGGUGAUAAAUAUCAUGAAGAGAACAACUCUAUUUACUCAGCAUUGGAGCUUCUGUCAUUUGAGCUAAAAUUAUGUGGCUAUGUUCCCAAUUUAUCUGGAAAAGAACCUUAUGAGGAUGAUUGAAUUUUGUGAUUGAGUUGCACAAUAACAUAACUCACUCAUCAUACCUACUAAUCGAGUACAAGAAAGUGAUUUUUACUCUAAA
Messenger RNA from Cicer arietinum (chickpea), 1826 nucleotides. RefSeq names its product pentatricopeptide repeat-containing protein At1g05750, chloroplastic. Lineage: Eukaryota; Viridiplantae; Streptophyta; Magnoliopsida; Fabales; Fabaceae. Gene Ontology annotation, molecular function: RNA binding; protein binding. Gene Ontology annotation, biological process: RNA modification. The record is from RefSeq and is a predicted model, not a curated record.